Molecule: messenger RNA, 364 nt
Organism: Astrephomene gubernaculifera
Lineage: Eukaryota; Viridiplantae; Chlorophyta; Chlorophyceae; Chlamydomonadales; Astrephomenaceae
Source: the annotation of a GenBank genome assembly
CCAAUUCGAAUCCUCUGAGCACCUUCCUCUCUACGCCGGCUGGUAACCCAUUCCUGGCGGCACGGGCACUGAGGUUGUACGGCAAGCAGACAGCCAAUGUAGUCAUGGAGACCGAGCCCCAAGCUGCGGCAGACAUGCUUGCCCUUCUUGCGUGUACGGACCCCAAGUCUUGCCUAGUGGAGUUGGUCAGGCUCAAGGACUUUCUGUCCAAGCCCAGUGCGCCCGGCCAAGGCAAGGUUGCUGCAGAGCUGGUGAUGCAUGCCCCUAUCCUGCUCACCACGCUACUGGGCCAGGAAGCCUAUGAGAACUUGUCCAAGACUAAGGGCCAGGCACGUGUCAAUCUCCUUCAAGCCAUGCUCCACCA